AUUUUGCUUAUAAAUCAAAAAUGAAUAGAUUAUUGUAUGAUAGCCAAAGUAGUAAAUAAGCUAAUUAACACAUUUAAUAAAUGAUAAAUUACUAAAUUGCUUUAUUAACAUACUAGGAGUAUGAGUGAGAUUAAUUUAGUCAGAUACACAUCUUUUAAAUGAUCUAAUAAAAUGAAAAAAAAUUGUAGAAGUUAUAUUUCUUGAGGCGAAUUGCGUUAUGGAGUAUUAAGGGUACCUCAUUUAUUAGCCUUUUACAUUUUAUAAUCAAUUUAAGUACUUCUAAAUAUCAAUUUUUAUUAUAAAUAAAUCAGACAUCAAAAUUAAUGAUAUUAGAUCAAAAUACAAUCUGAAUAGCCUUAGAAGGAGAUUUAAUGGUAUGAUUGGCUACAAUUUAAGUCUUUUUAUCAAUAGAAUCUCAAAUUGUCUAUGCAGAUUUUUUUUAAGUUAGUCUACACUAAUCUCAUAAUGCUGUUUAAUAAUAUAAAGUUUUUAAUUAAAGAAAAUGUUGUUGAAUUUGAUUAAAAUAUUGAAGGAAUUUAUAUACUUGAAAAAUUCGGCUAGAUACUUUGUCAAAACGAAAGGAACUUUAGUUUUCGAUUUUAAUGAGAAUUUUGGAAUAUUAGAUGGAGCAUUCAUUGUAUCAAUAUAUUAAAUGUUGAAAUGAUUAAAUAAAAAGCCCAUGGAAAAUUCAAAGAGCAAACAAUAAUUGGAAAAUCAUUAUAAAUAUCAGAAAUUUAGGAGGUUAGUACUAAAGUAAACCGAAAUAUCAAGAUUUAGGAGUCUUCUUUAGUGUAACAAAAUCAAUCAGAAAAGUGCUGCAUGCUUUAAGAAAAUCGGAUGAAUUCUGAAUUUCCAGAAUCUCUGAUUAAAAUUGUUAAUUCAUGCCCUUAAAGGGAGAAGCCAUUUAAUUUGACUAUUCAUUUUAGUUCAUGUAAAUUUUU
Molecule: messenger RNA, 941 nt
Organism: Paramecium tetraurelia
Lineage: Eukaryota; Ciliophora; Oligohymenophorea; Peniculida; Parameciidae
Exons: 3
Source: RefSeq, a predicted model, not a curated record